Messenger RNA from Saccostrea cuccullata (small rock oyster), 2128 nucleotides. RefSeq lists its product as uncharacterized. The transcript has 4 exons. The record is from RefSeq and is a predicted model, not a curated record. NCBI's taxonomy places the organism in Eukaryota, Metazoa, Mollusca, Bivalvia, Ostreida, Ostreidae. Gene Ontology annotation, molecular function: zinc ion binding. Bases 31 to 2106 code for a protein of 691 amino acids.
AGAGAUAACAGAGUUCCGAGAAUGUGACGCAUGCAGUCAUACAGUUUUUACAGAAUGCCACGGACAAGGAAACGAUAUUUCCAUUGUAUUCUCUGUCAAAAAAGAACAAAACCCACAGACAGGCGAAAAAUAACAAGAGAACAAAAACGAAUAUUACAAAGGCACAUUUUCUCUGUUACUGAUGACGAUGUUUUAUGCAGUAACUGUCGCAUAAAAUGCAACAAAAAUCUUAAAAAGAAAACACAACGUAAAGAAGUCACACAUGCAGGAAAUGACAAAAACUUCUCUCCACCUCAUGAAAGCAUUUCAACUUCCAAAUAUGUCAGAAGCCCUCCAUCUGUUACGCUUCCCUUUCCAUCAACUUCUACCAGCCACUCUAGUUGUUUUAUUUGUCGGAAGCCUGGACCAAAGUUAGUGGCAGUACCCGCAAGUGCAAGGAAUUCUGUUUUCUUGCAACGAAAAAUUCUUAUUCCUUAUGGAACCAGAUGUUGUGCAAAGCACAUUUUGAACGAUAAUUUAACUGCCGAGUCUCUUGAGGAAAUAUCUGUCAUUUCUCAAGCCUCUAAUGUUAACAGAAGUUCAAUAACUGAUAUUCUGUUGUAUAUGAGAGAAGUUGCUUUGAAAAAUAAAGCCUCAAGAAUCGAUUUUGACAACGAAGAAAACUUUUCUGAUCAGCAAUAUGUCCGUCUAACUGGACUUAACAGAGCUUCGUUUCUUGAUUUAUUAUCCCAUAUUGAUGGCAAAAUAAAUCGCACACCUGUGCGAAGUCAAAAAAAUAGCCUUGGAAUUUUCCUUAUGAAAAUGAGGUCUGGAUUAAGCAAUGACGUAUUAUCUUCAAUUUUCAAUAUAUCUAAGGCAAGCAUUCGAAGGGCUAUUUCAGCAGUAAGAAGUGCGUUAAUGGAGAGUUUUGUUCCACAAAACAUCGGCUUCUCUCACGUAUCUCGGCAAGAAGUCAUCAACCGACAUACGCGUCCACUUGCUGAAUCUUUGUUCGGAGGAACCGGUACACAAGCCCUGCUUGUCAUAGAUGGAACAUACAUCUUCAUCCAGAAGAGCAUGAAUUUCACCUUUCAACGAAAAAGUUAUAGUCUGCACAAAGGUCGACCAUUGGUUAAACCCAUGGUAAUUGUUUCUACCAGUGGAUACUACAUCUCCGUUUUAGGACCUUAUCUUGCACGAAACAGCGAUGCUACAAUAUUAAAUCAUAUAAUGAAGACAAACAGAGAAGAUGUUUUAAACUGGAUGGAAGAAGAUGAUAUUUUCAUUGUGGACCGGGGAUUCCGAGAUUCCAUAGAAUACCUCGAAGAGCUUGGAAUUAAAGCAUGUAUGCCCUCCUUCAUGAAAAAAGGAGAGAAACAGUUAUCGACACAGGACGCCAAUACAAGCCGCUUAGUUACGAAGAUACGAUGGGUCGUUGAAUCUUCAAAUGCACGGAUUAAGAGAUGGAAGUUCCUCGAUCGCAUACUACCCACCAGCCAAGUACCAUACAUCGGCGAUUACAUCAAGAUCGUGUGCUCGAUCUCCAAUAAAUAUUAUCCACCGCUGUCCACAGGUGAUGCUAAUGAAGAUCUUGCCACAGCCUCUAAAAUGAAAUACCUGUCAGCUCAAGUCAACCAUUUAAAGGAAGAGGUUGAAUCCCAAAAGCUUAACUCUCGAACUGCAGUGUGGAGACAAGCAGGUGAAAUUGAGAACUUCCCACGCCUAGAUGAGGAUGACAUAAGAAACAUCACUUGCGGGACCUAUCAACUUAAGCUAUGUAAAAGCUAUGCCGAGGAACAUUUUCAUGGCGGGGCAGAUAUCAUGGUUCACAAGGAUGACUCUCAUCUUGUAAGAGUCAAGAUUCAAAGCAGACAUGUUUCUGCUAGGUCAUAUCUUCUAUGGAUUCGUUAUAACGAGUCUAACAUAACUGCAUGGUAUUGCAAAUGCAGGUCCGGUGCACGCGUGGUUGGAGUUUGUGCUCAUGUUGCAGCAGCCAUAUGGUUUCUUGCUCUGGGCAGAUACAAGGAGUCACUCCGCCCGGUUUGUGACUGGGGACAAUUUGUUGAUGAUGCGAGUGUAAUUCCGGACACAAUUGACGAAUCAGAGGAGGAGGGUGUGGAGGAAUAAUUAGAAUGGACAAAGAUUUAAA